Messenger RNA from Nicotiana tabacum (common tobacco), 1824 nucleotides. RefSeq names its product vestitone reductase. NCBI's taxonomy places the organism in Eukaryota, Viridiplantae, Streptophyta, Magnoliopsida, Solanales, Solanaceae. Gene Ontology annotation, molecular function: oxidoreductase activity, acting on the CH-OH group of donors, NAD or NADP as acceptor. The record is from RefSeq and is a predicted model, not a curated record.
AGUUAAUACCUGCUUAUAAGCUUAUCAACAGACUUUCAAGUUUCAACUCACAAUGAUUGAUGCAAAAUCUCUCUUUAUUUCCUUCUCCAAUAAUUGAUAAAAUUGAUUUUGUUGGCCAGAGAAGUCUGAUCGUGAACGUUUGCAGCUCAUUGAGUAACUCCAGAUUACCAGAGUCGGAGUCAGACCGCGCCUUAUGAGGAAAGGGGGUUAAAGGACAGAUCAUCUGUCGAAGCGACAGCUGAUAGUGACGAUAUUAAGAGGACAGAAUAACCGACAAAGAGAAAUGGAAGUGGUUGACAGCAAAGGUAUGGUUUGUGUAACUGGUGGAACAGGAUAUCUAGCGUCAUGGCUGAUAAUGAAGCUUCUUCAACAUGGCUACUCAGUAAAUGCUACCAUAAGGUCCGCUCGAGGUCAUAAAACAGAUGUUAGCUACCUCACUAACUUGUCCGGUGCAUCCCAAAGGCUACGGAUAUUUCAUGCUGAUUUGGACAAACCGGAAAGCUUUAGUGCAGCUAUUGAAGGAUGCGUUGGAGUAUUUCAUGUUGCUCAUCCGAUGAAUUUUGGAGACCAAGAAAUUGAAGAUGAAAAGAUAAGAGAAGCAGUUGAUGGAACAUUGGGGAUUUUACGCGAAUGCCUCAAGUCAAAAACAGUAAGACGAGUUGUUUACACUUCCAGCAGAACAACACUUAUGUUUAAUGAUAAAGGUUUAGAUACAGUGGAUGAGAGCUCAUGGUCUGAUAUCAGUGUCAUGAAAACCUUAAAGCCUAUAUCUACAGCUUCUUAUGUGAUUAGUAAGACGUUAGCGGAAAAGGCUGCUCUUGAAUUUGCUGAGAAGCAUGGACUUGAUAUGGUGACUGUUAUUCCUAGUUGGAUACACGGUCCCUUCUUAAGUCCUCGAUUCCCAGAGUCAUUACGAUCAGCCAUGGCAAUGAUUUUUGGUUAUCAGGAAAACUGCAUGAAGUAUCCCUCGCUUACCCCAUUCGUGCAUGUAGACGACGUUGCCAGUGCACACAUAUUCCUUCUGGAGUAUAGUAAAGCAAAAGGGAGGUAUGUUUGCUCUUCUGUAGAAGUUACACCAGAUGAGCUAUUUAAGUUCCUUUCAACAAGGUAUCCUGAAUAUCAAAUACCUGAUGCCGAUUCCUUGAGGGAGAUUGGAGGGCUUAAACACCCUAGCCUUUCAUCAAAGAAAUUUUUGGACACUGGAUUUAAGUACAAGUAUGGCCUUGAGGAAAUGUUUGAUGGUGCAAUUGAAUGUUGCAAACAAAAGUGUAUACUCUAGUUCAGGUUUAAAUCUCAGCGGAAAGGCAAAAACACUAAGUGAAGUCUUCCUAUUUGUCGAUGUCUUGGUGAACAGAGUUAAUAGGUGUUGUGGGAGGUAGCAGGUAUCUCGUGAAAUUAGUCAAGGUGGUCCGGACACUUAAGAAGGAUAAGAAAAUCGAUCAUAUUUCGUGCACUCUAGUUCAGGUUCAAAUCUCAGCGGAAGGCAAAACACUGGGCAAUAGCUUGCUACCCAUCCAAAUUUUGGUGCACAGAGUUAUCCGGUGUUGUGGGAGUUGGCAGAUAUCCCGUGUUCAGAUUGGAUUCAGAUUGGAAGAUGGAAGUGUUAAGAAACUUUGUGACAAUGGAUUGCAGAGAAUUAAACAACCUCCAUUUUUGGAUUUUUCCUGAUUGGUGAAAUUAAAAAUCAUUGUUUUAGCUUCUUCUUUGAAGCAUUUUUUGAAUUAAUGUAAAGUAUUAAGCAUUACAUAUAAUGGAGAUGUUAUAAGAAACACUAUCUGCUUUUGUGUCUUGUUUAUAAGAAACAGAGUCAUGAUUUGAAAUUUA